Molecule: messenger RNA, 789 nt
Organism: Carya illinoinensis
Lineage: Eukaryota; Viridiplantae; Streptophyta; Magnoliopsida; Fagales; Juglandaceae
Exons: 4
Coding region: 1-789 (262 amino acids)
Source: RefSeq, a predicted model, not a curated record
AUGGGUUUUGAUGAUAAAUGGAUCAAUCUGACCACAUUGUAUGUGAAGACUGUGUCUUUCUCAAUUUUGGUGAAUGGAGAGCUUAAAGGACCUGUUUUCCCCACUCAAGGCUUGAGGCAAGGGGAUCUCAUUUCCCCUUAUUUGUUCCCGUCAUGCACGGAAGGUCUAAUUGCACUACUGACAACUUUGCAGACGAGUUUAAACAUUCAAUACUUGCUAGAAAUUUAUGAGCAAGCCUCUGGUCAGAAGGUGAGUCAAGAGAAGACUUCUAUGGUGUUUAGCAAAAAUGUUCCCCAUAGUCAGGAAGAGGAGAUCAUGGAUUUUUGGGGGAUCCAGCACUACCAUCAAUAUGAGAAACACUUGAGACUCCCUCCUAUGGUUGGCAAAAGAAAGAAAAAGACUUUUUCUGAUCUGAAGCAUAAAGUGUGGACUGAGCUCAAGGGGUGGAAAGCGAAGCUACUAUCUCAAGGAGAUAAGGAAGUACUGAUCAAGGCAAUGGCUUUAUCAAUCCCCACUUAUACAAUGAGUUGCUUUAAACUCCCUAGUACUCUAUGUUAUGAGCUAGAAAAUCUUAUGGCUAAAUUUUGGUGGGAUCAGAAGAAGGAUGAAAAUAAGAUGCAAUGGUCCAAUGCAGCUGUUGGUCAAGAAAACGUGUUUGUGGCAAGUCUUAUUGAUGCUAAUACUAAGUGGUGGAAUGUGGACAAGGAAGGCAAGGUUUUUCUGACUCCCAGACAAGAGAUGGAAGAAGCCUUCCUUUUUGCCUUUGCUUUUGAUUUGAAAAAUAACUGA